Sebastes umbrosus (honeycomb rockfish) is the source of this 3247-nucleotide messenger RNA. Its product is annotated as stonustoxin subunit beta-like. The transcript is spliced from 3 exons. Bases 204 to 2339 code for a protein of 711 amino acids. Gene Ontology annotation, molecular function: protein binding. Lineage: Eukaryota; Metazoa; Chordata; Actinopteri; Perciformes; Sebastidae. The record is from RefSeq and is a predicted model, not a curated record.
UUAUAUGACAGGAUAUAAGUAAUCACACAGAAUCACAGACCGUCACUCUGGAAGCUCCAGUUAGAAGUCAGGAAGACUCCUACACAACUCAGCUGAUCUACACAACUUCAUCAGGUGAGGACAGACUGAGUGGACAGAGAUACUUGGAACUUUUACUGAGCUGGAAAUGUGUCUGUUACUUGUCUUCACUUUCUCUUUGACCCAUGUUGUUGAAUUUUUUCCAACAGGUUGGAGUCAUGUCUUCAGAAAUCUUGGUGGUGGCUGCCCUGGGUCGACCUUUCACCUUAGGGACACUCUAUGAUGCUCGGAAAGAUAAACUGAUCCCAGGUUUCACGUUGUGGGAUGAUGAAGUUCUAAAAGAGAGCACAGUUGAAAGCUGUCAACCGAGCAGUGCAUUUGAAAUCAUUGCAUCUGAUUCCAUUGACGACAAGUCUUCUCUGAUGGAUAUAGAAGCUUCUCUGAAAGCCAGUUUCCUGGGCGGACUGGUAGAAGUUGGAGGAUCCGCCAAGUAUCUGAAUGAUACGAAGAAAUUCAAGAAUCAGAGUCGAGUGACACUUCAGUACAAAGCUACCACCAGCUUCAAACAGUUGAUGACUAAUCUUGGAACCAAACAUGUAGAAUAUUCUGAAUAUUUUCAGAACAUCGAGGCAACUCAUGUAGUGAUAGGGAUCCUCUAUGGGGCAAAUGCUUUCUUUGUCUUUGACAGUGACAAAAUAAAUUCUAGCAAUGUUCAGGACAUCCAGGGCAGCAUGGAAGCUGUGAUAAAGAAGAUUCCCUCGGUUGAAAUGGCGGGGCGAGGUGCUGUCCAGCUAACCAGUGAGGAAAAUGACAUAACCAACGGCUUCUCCUGCAAAUUCCAUGGCGACUUCUUUCUCACAAGUAACCCUACAACUUUUGAGGAUGCAGUUCAAACCUACCAGCAACUUCCACAAAUGAUGGGGAAAGAGAACGCUGUUCCAAUGACAGUCUGGCUCGUUCCGCUUGUACAUUUUUACUCUGAAGCACCUAAACUGAUGGCCGAUAGCAGCAGUCCAAUACUUAGAAAGGUUCGCAACACUCUGGAAGACAUGAGGCAAUUGGAAAUGAGAUGCAACGAUUCACUGGAAGACGACAUAGUGAAGCUGUUUCCACUGGUUAGAAAGAAGUUGAGCAAUUUCCAAAAAUUUUGUAAUGAUUACAUGUUAAACCUCCGGGGGACCAUUGCCAAGAAACUUCAUUCCAUCCGGAGUGGAGGCGAAGAUGAAAGUGAAAUGCUGAAACUUUUUGAACAAAACCUUAGAUCACCAUUCAACCUCGAUAGCCUAAACAUGUGGAUGGAAUGUGAAGAAAGAGAGAUCAAUGUCCUUAGGUCCUGCGUGGAUAUUAUAGAGGAAGCAAAGCACAAGGUUGUUUUAAGUCAGAGUAAGAUGGUCAGGGAGCUCCUUGAUUCAAAGGUACAGCAUGCUGUAUGCUAUGUCUUCACCUAUGUGACAGACUAUGAUCCCUACCUGAAGGUGUUAAGUGACUUCUCGGAAUCACCUACAAGUAAACCUAAGAAAUUCAGACCAUCGACAAAAGACUACUGGUACGCCUCAGACGAUGUACCGGAAAUGAUGAGAGAAAAAGCCCGCCUUUUCUACAACCUUGCCAAAGACAUGGACAACCGCUGUGUCCGUUUCCUUGUAGCGUCGAUAAUAAAUCCGAAGGAAGAAGGUGCAGCCAUCCACUAUUACAGGGAGGGCAUCCAGAUCAUUAAUGACUUUACAAAACCUUAUAUUCCUCCUGUGAAGACCAUACAAGACAGAAGGGAGUUACUCUGGUAUGACUGUGAGCUCACCCUGGACCCAGACACAGCCCACCCGGCCCUGACUCUGUCUGAGGGCAACAAAAAGGCAAUGUCUGGAGAACCGAAGCCAUUUGACAAUAACCCAGAGAGGUUCAAGCACCAUCAGCAGGUGUUGUGUGACAAGGGGCUGAGUGGGCGUCAUUACUGGGAGGUAGAGUGGUCUGGUUAUGUUUGUGCAGGUGUCACAUAUAGAGCAAUCGGCAGGACGGAAUCGGACUUAGCAGGCUCACUUGGACAUAAUGAGGGGUCCUGGGGCUUUGACUAUAAUCCGAAUUCUGGAUACAAUCACAUUUCCAAUAAUCAAAAGCUAACUGUCACUGUGUCCUCCCCUGGCUUUGCACGACUAGGAGUGUAUCUGGACUGGCCUGCUGGCACUCUGUCCUACUAUAUGGUCACCACUACCUGGGUGACUCACCUCCACACCUUCCAGACUAGAUUCACUGAGGCUGUUUAUCCAGGCUUCCUGAUUGGGCAUCCAAAACUGAACUGCAAGGGUCAGAUUAAAUUACUUUAACAUGUAUUUGUAUACUAAAUACACACUCUUUACUAGUGCAUGAAGUUAGUUCCUCAACUAGUGAUUCUAAGCUUAAUCAUUUUACUGGAAGUUGAGAUCAAAUUAUGUUAAGGUAUGAAAUGGUGUCAAUACUAUGAAUAUGUUGCCUACUCUUUCCCAUUUUCUGGUUUAGACUGUUUGUUGCUAUAUGACACAAUAAAUUAAUAUGACACCGCAAAUUAAAAAUAAGAUAUUGUUGGAUAUGGCAGAGAAAUAAACAGUUUAAAUAUUAUAGGGAAGCUACAAAUUACAUACAAUUUAAAAAAAAAAAGAAAAAAAAAGCAUGUUAAAGGGAUAAUUCAACAUUAGAGGGAACACGCUUAUUUGCUUUCUUGCUGAGUUAGAUGGGAAAUAUUGUAUUAUUGUAAUCAUACUUAUACGUAUAUUUUUCAGUCAGUGUGCAACAAACAUCAAACAGUGUGAUUAUGUUUACAACAACAAUCUACUUUAGAUCCUAGUACAAGUUAAUAAACGUUAAAGCUUUGUGUGAUAUUGAUUGGGUUAAUAGAUUGAUGGUUCUUCACAUGGCAGUAAAAAAAAGAAAGUCAGUCACUAACUGUCCUUAAAUGUUUAAUUUGUUUUUUUAAACAAGUAAUAAAAAUCUAAUGACUAAUGUGGAUUAUCGACAUAUCAUUGUUUAGUACAAUGUUAUCAUAACUGAUACAAAUGAUGGCCAAAAUCAUGAAGAGAAGACCCAAAUUGUAAUUAAAUUUAUUUCAGGAAUAGUGCAGUGAGUUGCUACAAUGUAAAGAUGGAAAGACAUUUUUAAGUUUAAGCUACAAAAUGAGAGUCCAGUUGUAAGAAACAGGAACUAUUCAUGAAAUGCCCACAAUGACAAAUAAUACAACUUGUAAAAUAACACAAAAUUA